CUCAAAUUAAAGUGUUGUCAAAUUUUUGAGGUUCUCUUGAUACAUAUAUUUAUUCGUUGGGCAGAAUGUCGAAAGGAACAACAUGUAAAGAUGCAAUUCAAAAAUGGGUUGAGACAAACAAUAAAGAAGCUGGUGAAGCUAUUGAAGUUUAUUUAGGUUUUCAAUGGCCUCCAAUUGAAAAAAUGGAUAAUAGUUUAGCUACAUUUUCAAAAGUCGAAAAAUUAUCUCUUUCAACGAAUAUGAUAGAAAAAAUUGCUGGAAUUGGUUCAUUGAAAAAUUUGAAAAUUCUCUCAUUGGGUCGUAAUAAUAUAAAAACAUUUUCUGGAUUGGAAGCGUUAGGUGAUAAUUUGGAGGAAUUAUGGAUUUCUUAUAAUUUAAUUGAAAAACUAAAGGGUCUUAAUUCGCUGAAAGCUUUAAAAGUUCUUUAUAUGAGCAAUAAUUUAGUUAAAGAUUGGAAUGAAUUUAAUCGUUUACAAGAACUUCGAAAUCUUCAAGAUUUAUUAUUUGCCAAUAAUCCAAUUUGCGAUGGCUUAGAUCAAUCAUUGUGGCGAUCUCAAGUUACUCGUAAAUUACCACUAUUGAAAAAACUUGAUUCUAUUCCAAUUGUACAUUUAACUGCUGACAAUGAAGAGUAAUAGAAUUUUUAUAAUUUGUUAUUACAAAAUUUUAAGGGAAAUAAAAUUUUUUUAAGUUACUUUUUGGUUAAUUUGAAGGUUUAAUUAAUGAAGGCAUUUUUAUUUAUUUUUGUAUUACUUAUUAGUAAUAGCUGCUUUAUUUUUUCUGAAAGCCAUAGUUUUCUUCUAAUUAGAGAAUGACAGAGCAGAGAUGUUUUUUUUAUCACUUUGUGCACAGCGUUAUAAAUAAUUCAAGUGUUGUUUCAUUUUUUUUUUUUUUUUUUUAGUUUAUAAUAAUAUUAUUGAAACAUUUUUUCCCCCGGUACAGAUUAAUUCCACUAUUACGCAUAUAAUGCGAAUAAAAAACUAUAUUUAAUAAAUUCGAUUCUAAAUAAUUGAAAUUUUUAUCUUGUAAUAAGGUGAAAAAAAAGUUUCAAUAACAUUUUUUUUCAUGUUAUAUAUACGCGAAACGAAUCCUUUUUUUUUUAAUUCGCUAAAAGCUUUAUACGAGUUACUAACGUAAAUUCUGGUAAGAAAAAUAGUUUAGCAAUAUAUGCUAAGUAGUAUGUCAACAAUUCUAAAAUUAUAAAUACUAAUAUUAGGUAAUAUUAAUAAUAAUAAGAACAAUUUUUGUUAAGUACAACAUUUAUAUAUAUAUAUAUAUAUAUUAUCACCUGCUUUCAAUGAUCAAAUAUUCAUGUGCUUGAAAAUAAUAAUUCUUUCUUUAAAAAUUGUUUAAAAACGUUAAAAAAAAUUUUUUUUAAUUAAAUGCAAAAAUUCCUAUUUGCAAUAUUAAUUUGUCAUUUAAUUUUAAAAUGUUGAUUUUUUUAAAGAAAAAAUAAAAAUAAGACAUUAAUUUAUUUUUUAAGAGAUAUUUGAUCUUAGCAGCAGUUAUUGAUUGGCACACGAAAUCUAAGUAAUUUUUUUUUUUCAAGAAUAAAUUUUCUAUUCAUUAUUUUAAUUUUAAGAGAAAUGUAUUAUUUGUAUGAGGCACAUUUUGUAUAAAGAAAUCUUUGUUUUGAUAUUUUUUUCUUGAA
Molecule: messenger RNA, 1651 nt
Organism: Leptopilina boulardi
Lineage: Eukaryota; Metazoa; Arthropoda; Insecta; Hymenoptera; Figitidae
Product: dynein axonemal light chain 1-like
Exons: 4
Coding region: 66-635 (189 amino acids)
Cellular component (GO): cytoplasm
Molecular function (GO): protein kinase binding
Source: RefSeq, a predicted model, not a curated record